This is a messenger RNA of Delphinapterus leucas (beluga whale), 4934 nucleotides long. RefSeq names its product ubiquitin specific peptidase 11 (gene USP11). Gene Ontology annotation, molecular function: cysteine-type deubiquitinase activity. Gene Ontology annotation, biological process: protein deubiquitination. Gene Ontology annotation, cellular component: nucleus. The record is from RefSeq and is a predicted model, not a curated record. Lineage: Eukaryota; Metazoa; Chordata; Mammalia; Artiodactyla; Monodontidae.
GCAAUAAGAGUCAAUUCAGAGAAUCUGACAAGCUUCAGCUGGGCCUGAAAAGCAGCUAUCUGCCAUGUGCCAGACGGAACUCGAAUGCCACUUCGGGGAUCCCCAGGUGAAAGGGCUGCUCCCUUUCCUCCCUCAAAGUUUGCACAACUGAGUUGUGACCCCCUCACCUGUGCCAGGUCUGAGCUGGAGGCUGGAAUCACAGUAAUAUACAAUCCCUGCCCUGCAGAAGUUAACCGAAAACAGGUAAAUCAUAAGAUCAUGUGUAUGGGUGGUAGUGGGAUUUGAAAUUGUGCAGGGAAAGGGUAUUCUGGACCUGUGUGUGCCUGGGCCUAGAGGUGUGGAAAGGCAAGGUGUGUUUUUGCCUGUGGGUAUGGGUGGUGAUAGUGAAGGAAAUCACUGAAACAGACCCAGAAUCAUGAGCCUGUCUUGGGGAGUUUGUGAUAUGGUCAAGUGGGGACAGCCAAUAGGCAGGUAGAUGUAGAGAGCCAAAGAGGGAAACUUUAGUUAUCACCAACAUGUAGGGCUGGGAGCCCUAGCAGAGAAAAGGCUGGCAGAGUCUAGUGCACUGGUUCUCAGCAGGAGAUAAUCUCCCCCACCCCCAGAGGACAUCUGGCAGCGUCUGGAGACACUUUUGGUUGUGCCAACUGGUGGAUGCUAGCGGGUAGAGGCCAGGGGUGGAGCUAAACAUCCUACAAUGCUUCCUACAACAGAGAAAUGUCAAUAGUGCCUAAGUUGAAAAAACCCUGGCGUGGUGGACUGGUUCUCAAACUUCUGGUCUCAGGAUCCCUUUAUAUUCUUAAGAAUUGAGGACAUCCAAAGAGCUUUUGCUUAUGUCAUGCAGCCUCUGGAAAAUUCCACCGCAUGUGCAAGAGAGAAUGACCAUGAAAAAGUACUGUUGUGAAUAGUUUUGACUUUGUGAACCCCCUGAAAGGGUUUCCUGAACCGGUAGAAAGCCUAGGACCACAGUUUGAGAAUCUCUGGCCUGGUGUUUUAAGGUGCCAACUCUGGAACUGGAAUUCCUGAGUUCGAACCACAGCUCCACUACUUACUAGGUGGGGCAAAGUGAAUUAACGUUUCUGUGCUCAGCAUCCCCAUUGUUGCCCAUAGGCAACCUGCUGCCUAAGACUACUAUUUACGUGCAAUAAAACACCUAAACAGGGUCAACUAUUAUUAGUACUGCAACUCCAACAAAUAUACCUGGCCUGGGGCUGACUUGCCUUCAACACGUUUAUCAAGAGAAUAAAUCUAGUUCACGCAGGGAAGAGGCCCGAAGGGCUGGGCGGCGCCCUGGAAGUGGUGACCUCUUUUGCAUUAGGUUUUGAUGGAGGAGAAGGGAAGGGUAGUGCAAUGAAAUAAGGGUAUUCUGGUCAGGCUAGCAAAAACGCCGCUCCCAGGAUAGGGGCCCGCGGUCCCCAGCAGAGCAUGGGACCGAGAAGACCUGGAACCUUUGUGUUCCCCUGAGCGCUCCCCAAUACAUGUCCUCGUCCAUCCCGGGGACCUCUACCUGCACCUUCCACAGAACCGUUUGCCCCGACUCAACAUGGCGUUAGAAUCCCACAAGACACCUUUGUCUUUAGUUCCCAACUGGAGGCUUUACCCCGCCUAUUCGUCGCAGAGAUCACCGCUCAAGGUCCGAUGCCCGCCUAGCCCCUCGAAGCGUCCGAGCGGGGGCUCCCUUUUCAAGAUGGCAGUAGCCCCCCGGCUGUUUGGGGGGCUCUGUUUCCGUUUCCGGGGACAGAAGCCGGAAGUAGCAUUUAUGGGGACUUUUCCUAUCCCCAGCUGCGAUGACUGUGAGAGGAGGCGAACGGCCAUGGCGGCGGUGGCAGAGAGUCCGGCGGCUGCGGCUGCGGCCGAGGACCGAGAGCCACAGCGUAAAGCGGUGCCGGGCCUGGAGAGCCAGCGGCGCCAGAUCGAGAACGGCGAGAAUGGGCGAGGGCAUCCGCUGCGGGCGGGCGAUAGCUGGUUCCUCGUGGAGCAGCACUGGUACAAGCAGUGGGAAGUAUACGUGCAGGGAGGAGACCAGGACCCCAGCACCUUCCCUGGCUGCAUCAACAAUGCUGAGCUCUUUGAAGACCAGGUAAACUGGCGCCUCAAGAAGGGACUGGUGGAAGGUGAGGACUAUGUGCUGCUCCCAGCGGCUGCUUGGCAUUACCUGGUCAACUGGUAUGGUCUAGAGCAUGGCCAGCCUCCCAUUGAACGCAAGGUCGUGGAGCUGUCCAGCAUCCAGAAGGUUGAAGUGUACCCAGUAGAACUGCUGCUCAUCCAGCACAGUGAUAUGGACACAGCUCACACCGCUCAAUUCAGCCGCACAGAUUCUGUUGACCUAGUUCUGCGCACCGCUCAAGAGCAGUUUCUGGUGAGCCCCCAGGAAGAGACACGGCUGUGGAUCAAGAACGCGGAGGGCUCUUUUGAGAGGUUGUGCAACACACGUGUCACAGUGCUUGACGCCGCUCUCAAGACUGGGCAGGUGGUCAUCAUGGAGACCCGAAACAAGGAUGGCACUUGGCCCAGCGCACAGCUGCCCGCCAUGAGCAGCGCGUCGGAGGAGGAUGAGGACUUCCAGGGCCAGCCGGGCAUCUGUGGUCUCACCAAUCUGGGCAACACGUGCUUCAUGAACUCGGCCCUGCAGUGCCUCAGCAACGUGCCACAGCUCACCAACUACUUCCUCAAAAACCGCUACCUGGAGGAGCUCAACUUCUGCAACCCACUGGGCAUGAAGGGGGAGAUCGCAGAGGCCUAUGCGGACCUGGUGAAGCAGGCGUGGUCCGGCCACCACCGCUCCAUCGUGCCCCACGUGUUCAAGACCAAGGUCGGCCACUUUGCGUCCCAGUUUCUGGGCUACCAGCAGCAUGACUCACAGGAGCUGCUGUCGUUCCUCCUGGAUGGGCUGCACGAGGACCUCAAUCGUGUUAAGAAGAAGGAAUAUGUGGAACUGUGCGAUGCUGCUGGGAGGCCAGAUCAGGAGGUUGCUCAGGAGGCCUGGCAGAACCACAAACGGCGGAACGAUUCUGUGAUUGUGGACACUUUCCAUGGCCUCUUCAAGUCCACGGUGGUGUGCCCUGAUUGUGGCAACGUGUCUGUGACCUUCGACCCCUUCUGCUACCUCAGUGUCCCAUUGCCUAUGACCCACAAGAGGGUCAUGGAGGUCUUCUUUGUCUCCAUGGACCCCCGCCGCAAGCCAGAGCAGCACCGGCUCGUGGUCCCCAAGAAAGGCAAGAUCUCGGAUCUGUGUGUGGCUCUGGCCAAACACACUGGUGUCUCGCCAGAAAGGAUGAUGGUGGCCGAUGUCUUCAGUCACCGCUUCUAUAAGAUCUACCAGCUGGAGGAGUCUCUGAGCAGCAUCUUGGACCGAGAUGAUAUCUUCAUAUACGAGGUGUCAGGCAGGGCUGCUAUUGGCGAGAACUCCAGAGAGGACGUUGUGCUUCCUAUCUACCUGCGGGAGCGCACCCCAGCCCGGGACUACAACAAUUCUUACUAUGGCCUGAUGCUCUUUGGGCACCCGCUCCUGGUGUCGGUGCCCCGGGACCGGCUCUCCUGGGAUGCCCUGUAUCACAUCCUGCUGUACCGCCUCUCACGCUAUGUGACCAGACCCAGCUCGGAUGACGAGGAUGAUGGGGAUGAGAAAGACCUGGAGGAUAAGGACAACCUCCCUAAGCCUGGACAUGUGGCUGGGGGCAGCUCCCAAGACCCUGGGCCGGAGCAGGCUGGGCCCAGCUCUGGAGUCGCGGGCGGGAGCCGGGCCCCCGUGGACAACUCCCCUGGACCAUCCCACUGGCCCCAGAGAGCACGGCGCAAGCACCUCUUCACCCUGCAGACAGUGAAUUCCAAUGGGACCAGCGACCGCUCGACCUUCAACGAGGAUACCCAUGCCCAGCCGUACAUUGCCAUCGACUGGGAGCCAGAGAUGAAGAAGCGUUACUAUGACGAGGUGGAGGCUGAGGGCUACGUGAAGCAUGACUGUGUUGGGUACGUGCUGAAGAAGGCUCCGGUGCGGCUGCAGGAGUGCAUCGAGCUCUUCACCACCACUGAGACCCUGGAGAAGGAAAACCCCUGGUACUGCCCCAAUUGCAAGCAGCACCAGCUGGCCACCAAGAAGCUGGACCUGUGGAUGCUGCCGGAGACGCUCAUCAUCCACCUGAAGCGCUUUUCCUACACCAAGUUCUCCCGCGAGAAGCUGGAUACCCUUGUGGAGUUUCCUAUCCGGGACCUGGACUUCUCCAAGUUUGUCAUCAAGCCGCAGAACGAGUCGGCCCCAGAGCUGUACAAAUAUGAUCUCAUCGCAGUUUCCAACCAUUACGGGGGCCUGCGGGAUGGACACUACACGACAUUUGCCUGCAACAAGGACAGCGGUCAAUGGCACUACUUCGAUGACAACAGUGUCUCACCUGUGACUGAGAAUCAGAUUGAGUCCAAGGCAGCCUAUGUCCUAUUCUACCAACGCCAGGAUGUGGCACGCCGCCUGCAACCCCAGCCCAGCUUAUCUGACCCCCCAGCGUCCCCAGCCUGUGGUACCCCGGCCAACUCUGAGUUCAUGGAUAUAAAUUGAGGGCCCCUGGCCCUGCCACAGGGAAGGUAGCUAUCUCUGCUCUCUUCCUUCCCAGCUCCACCCCUGUCCUCUUACCUGUGUUAGGUGCCCCAUGCCAGACGCCACAGGCUUAGUCGUGGCUACUGUCCUGUGCUGCUAUAUUGCUUUCUCCUGGGGAAGAAGAGGCCAUGUCUCCUUCCAGCAGUGUGUUCCCUACCUGUGUUUGCCCCUAGAGCAUUAACCCUCCCUUCUAUUCUCUAUUUAUGGUUGUCCCCUUCCCUCUUGUCCUCAACCUGGGGUGAACUGAGGGGUUGGUGGUGGGAUGCACCUGAACACAGAGUGUAUUUUCUUAUUGAGACUCUGUACUUCCUGCUGUGUACAUAUAAACGUGCCAGUGUGUUCCUUGGCA